GGAAACUCAUUCUCUACGAUCCUCAAGGCAAGGAAAUAUGGACGGUUAAUAAUGGCGGAUCCACCUGUGCAGCCAUGCUUAAUUCAGGAAAUUUUGUGCUAAUAAAUGGAGAUUCGAAGUAUAUAUGGGAGAGCUUCAGAGAGCCUACUGAUACAAUUUUGCCAGGCCAGAUCCUAGGCAUGGAUGGAAAUCUUAAUUCGCGCCAAUCGGAGGCGAACUAUACCAAGGGAAAAUUCCAGCUCAGUUUGCAAAAAGAAGGAAAUCUUGUACUCUACACUAUAUUUUUGCCAACUGGAGAUGAAAGUAGUGCUUAUUGGGCUACUGGAACUGUGAGUAAGAAUGCUGAUUUCCAACUUAUUUUCGACGAGGCUGGUUAUGUCUACUUAAAACAAGGGAACAAAAACAUACGAAACAUCACAAAAAAUGACAUGGGUUCACCACAGGAGUUCUACUACAUGGCAAGAAUUGAUUAUGAUGGAGUUUUCAGGCAUUAUAAUCAUCCAAGAAAAAAUUAUGCUGUUGGUACCGAAGGCUGCAAGUCGUCUUGGUCUAUCAUUCAAAACACCCCAGAAGAUAUGUGCGGCGCAAUAGUGGGAGGUCUUGGGAGUGGGGCAUGUGGAUAUAAUAGCUAUUGUGUGAACUCAAAUGGAAAGCCCCAAUGCUUCUGCACGGAUGGAUACUCUUUUGUCGACUCAUUUGAUAAGAAUAAAGGCUGCAAGCCAAAUUUUCAAUUGCCUAGUUGCCAGCAAAAUGGUUGGGAAUUGAACAUGGAUUCUAUAGAGUUUAAGGAGUUGAAUAACACUGACUGGCCCUUAACUGAUUAUGAACGUCAGACUGGAUCCCAAGUAGACGAGUCUAGGUGUUAA
Messenger RNA from Olea europaea var. sylvestris, 866 nucleotides. RefSeq names its product G-type lectin S-receptor-like serine/threonine-protein kinase LECRK2. The record is from RefSeq and is a predicted model, not a curated record. Lineage: Eukaryota; Viridiplantae; Streptophyta; Magnoliopsida; Lamiales; Oleaceae. The annotation marks the transcript as partial. The transcript has a single exon.